This is a messenger RNA of Gracilinanus agilis (Agile Gracile Mouse Opossum), 2063 nucleotides long. It is a transcript of the gene PALMD, whose product is annotated as palmdelphin. The record is from RefSeq and is a predicted model, not a curated record. Gene Ontology annotation, biological process: regulation of cell shape. Gene Ontology annotation, cellular component: membrane; cytoplasm. The transcript is spliced from 8 exons. The coding region runs from base 76 to 1713 and encodes 545 amino acids. NCBI's taxonomy places the organism in Eukaryota, Metazoa, Chordata, Mammalia, Didelphimorphia, Didelphidae.
AGGAAGGGGGGCUUCUUGCUUUAUGGUAGCCUCACAUUCAUUCCCUUUACGGUUUCCCCAACCUCGACCUCUAGAAUGGAAGAGACUGAACUGGUGAAGGAGAGACUCCAGGCCAUCACAGACAAAAGGAAAUUGCAAGAAGAAAUCUCACAAAAGCGUCUGAAAGUAGAAGAAGAAAAGCUAAAGCACCAGCAUUUGAAGAAAAAAGCCUUGAGGGAGAAAUGGCUUCUCGAUGGAAUAAACAGUGGAAAAGAACAAGAGGAAAUGCAGAAGCAAAAUCAACAAGACCAACACCAGAUCAAGAUCCUAGAGCAAAGCAUAUUAAGACUUGAGAAAGAGAUUGAAGAACUUGAAAAGGCAGAAUUACAAAUCUCAGCUCAUGAAGAGGCAAUUUUAAAGAAACUAAAAUCAGUUGAGAGAACAGCAGAAGAUAUUAUAAGGUCUGUGAAGGAGGAAAAGACAGAAAAACCAGAAGAGACCAUUGAAGACAUCUAUGCAAAUAUCCCUGACCUUCCAAAAUCCUACAUACCAUCUAGGUUAAGGAAAGAAAGAGAUGAAGGAAUAGAAGAGGAUGAGCAAAAUAGAAAAGCUUUGUACACCAUGGAAAUUAAAGUUGAAAAAGACAUGAAGACUGGAGAGAGCACAGUACUAUCUUCAAUACCUGUCCCAUCAGAUGACUUUAAAGGUACAGGCAUAAAAGUUUAUGAUGAUGGCCGAAAAUCAAUCUAUGCAGUCAGCUCCAAUCACCAUGUUGCCCUUAAUGGCACUGAUGACCUAGCACCCAUUGAGGUGGAAGAACUUUUAAGACAAGCUUCAGAGAGAAACUCUCAAUCUCCAACUGAAUAUCAUGAGCCUGUGUAUGCCAAUCAGUUUUGCAGACCUUUAACCCCACAGAAAGAAGGUAUAACCUCCGGACCAAAUCUUCGAGAAAAGAUGCACAUUCAAGCUAAUGGACUAGGCAAUAGUUUAAAUGGUUCUUCACACAACUUGGGAAAUGGAUUACAGAAGGACAAUCAUCUUAGUACCAUGAGACCAGUACCUCGCCCCAGAUCAGUUGUACACCAGACAGAAGAUAGUGUUCAUACCCAUCAAAAGAUGAUGCCAUCUAGGGAAGAAACCAAUAUGAUUCAAGAGGAAUGUGUGCCCUUGUCCAAGGCAAAAGAGAAUCCCCAAGAGUCAUCCAAUAGGAAGUCAGUACACCAGUGUUCUUCACCAACUGUCCAGGAAGAUGAAGAAGAUAUCAAGUACAAUGUUGUUCAAUCCAUGCCUUGUGAUAUAGAUGACUCGAAACCUGUUACCAUGAUUUUCAUGGGGUAUCAGCAGGCAGAGGAUGCUGAUGAAGAAGAAAGAAAGCUCCUAACAGGGUAUGAUGGAAUCAUCCAUGCAGAGCUGGUGGUAAUUGAUGAUGAUGAAGAGGAGGAAGUUGAAGCUGAGAAACCAUCUUAUCAUCCUGUUGGCCACUAUAGUAAGGUAUACCAACCUGCUAAGCCAACACCACUCCCCAGAAAGAGAUCAGAAAUCAAUCCACAUGAAAACUCAAGCCAUCAGUCACCUCACAAAAAAUCCAUAGCCCUGAAUGAACAAAAGGAAAGUUUAAACCACCCCAUCCACCAACCUAACCUUGAUGUCCAGAGAGCGGGAGAUGGGACAGAGGAUCCUUCCCUCACAGCGCUAAGGAUGAGAAUGGCAAAACUGGGGAAAAAGGUGAUCUGACAGAUGCUCGCUUGUGUAACCAAACAUUUCUGAAAGAAGAAAUUGAAGAAAUUUUUCACAUUCUCUUCUGGAUGAUUUUUCUGUUAUUCCUCUCCUGAAUUCCAUCCCCAAAGUGGCAUAAUGUGUGUAUAAAAACAUAUACAUGUUAUCUUCUUAGAUAUAAUACAUGCAUAUGCCAUGCAUUCGUGAUAGCCAUUAUUUGUGAAAAAAUAUGGAGAUACCUAGAAAAAACAAAUGUUUGCCUUUCGCAGUUAAAUAAUAUGCUUUAAGUGGGAAAAUUCCAGCAUAUUUUUAUUGAAUUGAUACCAAAGCAUUUCUAAUAAGAGCUUGUUAAAGUUAAGAAUAAAGUU